CGUGCGGGAGCGCGGCUGCUGCGGGGUGCCGCGUUUGGCGGCGGACCGAAGCCGAGUUCCGGUAGGGCGGAGGGGAGCGCGGUACGGCGGGGCCGAGCUUGCGGCCUUCCCCUCCGCCGAGUUUCCCGGCGCCAGUCAGAGCCCGGAUCGCUGUGCGGGGCUGGGGCGCAGCGCCGUUCUGCUUAAAGUCGUUCCCUCCUCGCUGCUGCUUUGCUUUCUUCUUUCCCCCUUAGGAGAAGCAGCUGUGCGAUCUGUUGCACGGACGUUGCAUCCUGAUGCUGUCUGGAAAGCUGGGUUUCUCACGGUGACUUCAGAAGAGUUUUCUUGCCGUCAGUUAUUUGCUCUAUUCCGAGGCUGGCACCAGUCUGUUGCUGCCCAAAGCUGAGAGUUUCUCCCCACAGCUCGUGUUGGGGAGCCUUCCCGGUGCCGUGAGGACGAUCCUGUGUCACAAUGCUGCGCUACUGGGGCGAGAUCCCGGUGCCAUCCAACCAGGCCAACCGCAGCUCUUUUGACCUGCUGCAGCGGGAGUUCCGCACGGUGGAGGUGCAGGACCCUCCUUUGCACCAGCCGUCAGCCAACAAACCGCGGCCCACCACCAUGCUGGAUGUCCCCUCCGAGCCCUGCAGCCUCACCAUCCACACCAUUCAGCUCAUCCAGCACAACCGGCGGCUGCGCAGCCUCAUCGCCAUGGCCCAGGCACAAAACCAGCAGCAAGCAGAGGGCAUCAAGACAGAAGACAACGAACCUCUGCCCUCUCGUCCAGCCUCGCCGCCUCUCCCCGAUGACCUGCUUCCUCUGGACAGCAAGCCCCCCAAAAUGCCAUUCCAACUGAGGCACAGUGACCCAGAAAGUGAUUUCUACAGAGGAAAAGGGGAGCCUGUGACUGAGCUGAGUUGGUCCUCCUGUCGGCAGCUUCUCUACCAGUCAAUGGCCACUAUCCUGGCUCACACGGGCUUUGACUGUGCCAACGAGAGCGUCCUGGAGACCCUGACAGACAUAGCCCACGAGUACUGCUUGAAGUUCACCAAACUGCUACGCUUUGCUGUGGAUCGAGAAGCCCGACUGGGGCACACCCCUUUCCCAGACGUCAUGGAGCAGGUCUUUCAUGAAGUGGGCAUUGGCAGCGUGCUCUCACUGCAGAAGUUCUGGCAGCACCGCAUUAAGGAUUAUCACAGCUAUAUGCUUCAGGUUAGCAAGCAGCUCUCUGAAGAGUAUGAGAAGAUUGUCAACCCUGAAAAGGCAGCAGAAGACACAAAGCCUGUGAAGAUUAAGGAGGAGCCUGUUAGUGAUAUCACUUUCCCCAUAAGUGAGGAGCUGGAAGGAGAUCUUGCUUCUGGUGACCAGUCUUUGCCUGUUGGAGUUCUCGGAGCUCAAAGUGAGAGAUUCUCUGCAAAUUUGGAAGUAGAAGCUUCCCCACAGACUUCAGGGGCUGAGGUAAAUGCUUCCCCACUCUGGAACUUGGCACAGGUGAAAAUGGAGCCACAGGAAAAUGAGGAGGCCAAUGUACAUGGCCAUGGAGUCCUAGGCAGUGAUGUCUUUGAGGAGCCUAUGUCAGGCAUGAGUGAAGCUGGGAUAGCACAGAGUCCCAAUGGUUCUGAGAGCAGCUAUGGUUCUCAUUCUGCUGACAGUCUGAUGGGAUCCUCACCUGUCUUCAACCAGCGCUGCAAGAAAAAGAUGAAGAAGAUGUGAAGAGAGGGGGCCUUUUUAUUUAGUUCUGAUGGACUUGAAACAAACCAAGAGAGUUCUAUGAUGGCUGUGAUGUAUAAAUGGGGCUGGCCCUGGUGUAUGAGGAGGCUUGCAUGAAAUUGUUAUGAGAGAUUUGAUGUGUAGUGCACUUCAUCUCUCCUCAUAGCUGGCUUCUGUGUUCCAUCCUGACUCAUGAGACUGAAGAUAACUGGAUGCAUUUGAUGGUGUCAUGGCUUGCUUUGGCAGACUAAUGAGGAAGUUACAAGUGGAAAACAGCCGUGAGGAGAUUUGUUAAGUCACAGAAUCAUUGAAUAAUUUGGGUUGGAGCUUUCUAGUCCAGCCAAGGCAAAUAGAACAGGUUUUGCAGGGCCUUGUCUCAUUGAGUUUUGAAUAUCUACAAGAAUGGUGAGUGAAAAAAGAUAGUGAAUGCUCUCUUGGCAACAUUUGCCAGCAUUUGACUACCCUCAUAGGAAAAAGAUUAUUCUUACAUCCGCUGGAAUUUUCAUGUUUCAACUUGUGUUCAUUGUUUCAUUUUCUAUCACUGUUCAUCUCUGAGUUCCGUCUGACUUUUUCUUCUCUAAUCUGCAUAUGAAGUGGUUGUAGACAAUGAGAUCUCU
This is a messenger RNA of Tympanuchus pallidicinctus (lesser prairie-chicken), 2303 nucleotides long. It is a transcript of the gene SUPT7L, whose product is annotated as SPT7 like, STAGA complex subunit gamma. Gene Ontology annotation, cellular component: SAGA complex. The record is from RefSeq and is a predicted model, not a curated record. The coding region runs from base 451 to 1689 and encodes 412 amino acids. The transcript is spliced from 4 exons. Gene Ontology annotation, molecular function: protein heterodimerization activity; transcription coactivator activity. NCBI's taxonomy places the organism in Eukaryota, Metazoa, Chordata, Aves, Galliformes, Phasianidae.